This is a messenger RNA of Saccharomyces eubayanus, 1773 nucleotides long. It is a transcript of the gene PUS1, whose product is annotated as pseudouridine synthase PUS1. The record is from RefSeq and is a predicted model, not a curated record. Gene Ontology annotation, cellular component: nucleus. The transcript has a single exon. Lineage: Eukaryota; Fungi; Ascomycota; Saccharomycetes; Saccharomycetales; Saccharomycetaceae. The coding region runs from base 1 to 1773 and encodes 590 amino acids. Gene Ontology annotation, biological process: mRNA pseudouridine synthesis; tRNA pseudouridine synthesis. Gene Ontology annotation, molecular function: pseudouridine synthase activity; RNA binding.
AUGUCGGAAGAGAAUUUGAGACCUAGCUACGAUGAUGAUCAAGUGAACGAGGAUGUCUACAAAAGGGGCGCUCAAAGUAAGUUGACCAAGGCUCGUAAGGCAGACUUUGAUGAUAAUAGCACAGAGGAAAAGGAAAAUAAAAAGGUCAACAAAAAAGACAAGAGAUCAAAAACUGAUGACAGACAUGUGGAUAAAAGGCCAAAGAGCGGUCCACGUUUGGAUGAAAAUGGCAAUCCGCUUCCCAAGGAGCCUCGUCUUCCAAAAAGAAAAGUGGCUGUUAUGGUUGGGUACUGUGGUACUGGUUACCACGGUAUGCAAUAUAACCCACCAAAUCCAACAAUUGAGGCCGCUCUUUUCAAGGGAUUUGUCGAUGCAGGUGCUAUCUCUAGGGACAACUCCAAUGAUUUGAAGAAGAAUGGGUUCAUGAGAGCUGCUAGAACUGAUAAAGGUGUUCAUGCAGGUGGUAAUUUGAUUUCAUUGAAGAUGAUUAUUGAAGAUCCAGAGAUCAAGCAAAAAAUCAAUGAUAAUUUGCCUGAAGGUAUUAGAGUGUGGGAUAUCGAAAGAGUGAACAAAGCAUUUGACUGUAGAAAAAUGUGCAGUUCCCGUUGGUAUGAAUAUUUAUUACCUACGUAUUCACUUAUUGGCCCCAAGCCCAGUUCUAUUCUUUACAGGGACAUUGAAGAAAGUAAAAUCGAACUACCCGGUGUGUUAGAUGAGGACUUAGAAUCCAAGGAAUUCUGGGAAGAAUUUAAGAAGGAUGCGGACGAAAAAUUCACUCCGGAAGAAAUCGAGGCCAUACUGGCAUAUGUUCCACCAGCUAGGGAUGAAUUCGAUCUUAACGAAAAACUGUAUCAGAAAGUGAAAAAGUAUAAGCAAUUAGAAAACACUCACCGUAGAAAAUAUCGUAUAUCCGACGCAAAACUGGCCAAAUUCCGUGCUGCCACGGAGCAAUACCUUGGUGCACACAAUUUUCAUAAUUUCACAUUAGGCAAAGAUUUUAAAGAGCCAAGCGCCAUUAGAUUCAUGAAGGAAAUAACGGUAUCCGAUCCGUUUGUCAUUGGUGAAGCUCAAACUGAAUGGGUUUCCAUCAAGAUUCACGGCCAGUCUUUCAUGCUACAUCAAAUUCGUAAAAUGAUCUCAAUGGCCACGCUAAUCACCCGUUGCGGUUGUCCCGUCGAGCGUAUUAGUCAAGCUUAUGGUCAACAAAAGAUCAAUGUGCCUAAGGCGCCUGCUUUGGGGCUAUUGUUGGAAGCUCCUGUUUUUGAAGGCUACAACAAAAGACUAGAGCAAUUUGGUUACAAGGCAAUUGAUUUUUCUAAAUACAAAGAAGAAGUGGACAAGUUCAAAAUGAAAAACAUUUACGACAAGAUUUAUAAGGAAGAAGUGGAUGAAAAUGUUUUCAACGCGUUCUUUAGUUAUAUUGAUAGUUUCAACAAAGUUACUGGAGCACAAGGGGAAGAAACUGCUGAAAAAUCUGGAGUCGCCGUACAAAGGAGCAUAUUUGAGUUUUUAACUGCUAGAGGUAUCCCAGGUCUUGUUGAUGCACCCGAAAGCAACAAGAAAAUUAAGCAAAGAAAAAGAAUGGAAGAGAAAGAAGCUGAGAGUAAAGUUGCAGAAAGUUCCAAUGCCACUGAGACUGAAGUUGCAGAAAGUUCCAAUGCCACUGAGACUGAAGUUGCAGCAAGUUCCAAUGCCACUGAGACUGAAGUUGCAGCAAGUCCUAUUGCCGCUGAGAUUAAAGAACAAAAGGUACAGAAAUCUGCAGCUAACUGA